AGAGAUGGGGAGGGUGUGGGCGGACACAGCCGGUGACAAGAAGACUCGUUGGUUACGCCCCACAACAACAGAGGAGCUGCCAACCUGGCAGCUAGACAGACCGGGGGCUGGGGAGCUCCCUUCUUGCAGCUCUACUAACCUGGAGGUCCGCAACUUUGCAAACCAGGUCGUGUUCCCCGCCGGGGGCCAUUGAAUGGGUAGAGGUUACCGGGACAGGCAGCCGGGUAGCCCAUGCCCCUGAAUAGGAGUCUGAAGAUAGCUGCUGGAGACAGGCUGGGAAGGGUGGCACAUGUUUAGAUGUGGUAAAUCAUAACCGGUGACUCGAGGCUGAUGAGCGAUCAGUGCAUCCUACAGCAUCUUUCUUUUGUCAGUGAAAAGAAGAUGGGUCAAGGAACAGAACAUCGGGGAGAUGAAUUCAUUGAGUAUGUUGCCUGUGAUAAAGCAAAGAAAGAUUACCAGGUUUUGUCCAGGAACAAUUUGAAUCGUACGAAAAGCUUAGUCAUUAUCCUGUUCUUCUUGCUUGUUGUGAUUGUCUUGGGAAUUCUUCUGGCAGUCACAGCUUCAAAACUGUCUUCAGUUUCUGAGGAGAUCCUCACUUAUGCCUCCUGCCCUGAUGGAUGGAUUGGAUACCUGGGGAAAUGCUACUACUUCUCUGAAGAAGAAGCAGACUGGCUUUCUAGCCGUCAAAACUGUGCCUCGCUGGGAGCCGCCCUCUCAUUUGUUGAAACAGAUAAAGAAAUGGCUAGUGAGAUGGGACAGUAA
Messenger RNA from Sphaerodactylus townsendi, 762 nucleotides. Its product is annotated as C-type lectin domain family 2 member D-like. The coding region runs from base 331 to 762 and encodes 143 amino acids. NCBI's taxonomy places the organism in Eukaryota, Metazoa, Chordata, Lepidosauria, Squamata, Sphaerodactylidae. The record is from RefSeq and is a predicted model, not a curated record. The transcript has 5 exons.